AUGCAAAAAAUAACCUUCUGUUUCUGCUGGCUCGCCCAACAGGCCACUCAUCAUCGUCUUCGUACAAAUCGCCUCUCCCCACCAUUUCAUAGUUCCCUUCUCCUUUAUUCAUCUCAUCUCCCAAUCCAAGCAGCUGAAAACAGCAGCAGUAGCAUCGCCAUUUCCCCAAAUACAGUCGAGUCGAGGCAUUUCUCCCCUCUCUCUCGCAGCCAUCAAGCAAAGGGUUUCCCCGGUACCAGUUGCAGCCACCGAGCUGCAUCCCCAGCUCUGCGAAAUCUGAUUUUUCCCUCCUCGUUGUGUUUUCAGAUGGCGUCCAGCGUUAUCUCUGCUGCAGCUUCUGCAUCUCCUUCGGCUUGCCCUGUCACUGACCUUCUCAAGGGGAAGGCAAAACUUGGGAGUGGCAAUGUCGGUUCUUUGUUCAUCAAGGACAAAGGCAAUCCCUUUCUGAACUCAAAGUCUUGCGGGAGGAUUACUAUGGCUGUUGCUGUCAAUGUCUCACGUUUUGAAGCCAUUACUAUGGCUCCACCUGACCCCAUUUUGGGAGUUUCAGAAGCUUUUAAGGCGGACAAUGAUGAAAAGAAACUCAACCUUGGAGUUGGUGCUUAUAGGACUGAAGAGCUACAGCCUUAUGUGCUUGAUGUUGUUAAGAAGGCGGAGAAUCUUAUGCUGGAGAGGGGCGAAAAUAAAGAGUAUCUGCCCAUUGAGGGGUUAGCAGCAUUCAAUAAGGCGACUGCAGAGCUGUUGUUUGGAGCUGACAGCCCCGUGAUCAGUGAACAAAGAGUCGCCACAAUUCAAGGUCUCUCCGGAACUGGAUCCUUACGGCUAGCUGCAGUUUUAAUCGAACGAUACUUCCCGGGUGCAAAAGUUUUGAUUUCCUCUCCAACUUGGGGCAAUCACAAGAAUAUUUUCAAUGAUGCUAGAGUUCCAUGGUCCGAGUACAGAUAUUAUGACCCAAAGACAGUUGGUCUGGAUUUUGAGGGCAUGAUAGAGGACAUAAAGGCCGCUCCUGAAGGAUCAUUUGUGUUACUUCAUGGUUGUGCUCACAACCCAACCGGCAUUGAUCCAACCCCUGAACAGUGGGAGAAAAUUGCAGAUGUUAUUCAGGAGAAGAACCAUAUCCCCUUCUUUGAUGUUGCAUAUCAGGGAUUUGCUAGUGGGAGCCUUGAUCAAGAUGCAGCAUCAGUAAGACUAUUUGCUGCUCGUGGCAUGGAAAUUUUUGUUGCUCAGUCAUACAGCAAAAAUCUGGGCCUCUACUCCGAGAGAAUUGGUGCUAUCAACGUCGUCUGCUCAUCUUCGGAUACUGCAGCAAGGGUUAAGAGCCAGCUGAAGAGAAUCGCCAGGCCAAUGUACUCCAACCCUCCAAUUCACGGGGCUCGAAUCGUGGCCAAUGUCGUUGGAGAUCCAGCUCUCUUUGGUGAAUGGAAGGCUGAGAUGGAGAUGAUGGCUGGGAGGAUUAAGGGAGUAAGACAGAAGCUCUACGACAGCCUGACCUCAAAGGACAAGAGUGGAAAGGAUUGGUCUUUCAUACUUAAGCAGAUCGGCAUGUUCUCAUUCACUGGCUUGAACAAAAUUCAGAGCGAUAAUAUGACGAAUAAGUGGCAUGUGUACAUGACGAAAGAUGGGAGGAUUUCAUUAGCUGGACUGAACUUGGCCAAGUGCGAGUACCUUGCAGACGCCAUUAUUGACUCAUACCACAAUGUCAGCUAAAUCUCUGUGCAUUCAUCGUCACGCAACAGCCGGUAGAACCGUAGAGGCCGAGUAUUCAAGUCUUUUUCUUUGUUGAGUUGAUUCUACUGCGACCUGUAUGAUUUGGUUACUAAUAAUCCCUUGUUUCUCUCUACCACCUUGUAUCUGGUUGGUUGGGGAAGCCUAUUGUUACACCGGAUUUUUUCAGCCUAGUGUAGGAAAAGCUAUGUGUACCCAAGAGGAAAGGGUAUUGGUUCUUGUUUGUUUUAUCGACUUCAUUAUAUGGCGGGGGCUUUGGUUAUAUAUAUGACAGAAUAAAAGUUUCUCAACUUCCACUGAAAAAGUGAAGACGUUGAGUAUUUGUUUU
Messenger RNA from Linum tenue, 2053 nucleotides. The record is from the annotation of a GenBank genome assembly. Lineage: Eukaryota; Viridiplantae; Streptophyta; Magnoliopsida; Malpighiales; Linaceae.